Molecule: messenger RNA, 1996 nt
Organism: Synchiropus splendidus (mandarinfish)
Lineage: Eukaryota; Metazoa; Chordata; Actinopteri; Syngnathiformes; Callionymidae
Gene: cdc7
Product: cell division cycle 7 homolog (S. cerevisiae)
Exons: 12
Coding region: 172-1920 (582 amino acids)
Biological process (GO): mitotic DNA damage checkpoint signaling; protein phosphorylation
Cellular component (GO): nucleus
Molecular function (GO): protein serine/threonine kinase activity; ATP binding
Source: RefSeq, a predicted model, not a curated record
CGUCACUUUUAGCGCGGACUUUGUUGUUGGCGGAAAGGCUUCCCUUCCGCGUCCAAGUCGCCUCUUUAAGGUGGUGUUUUUUAAGAAGCUUUUAGCCGUAAUAUUUACUUGUAACGCUGUUUUUAUUAUUUUUAUGAAGUGCCUGCAGUCGACCAAGACGCUGCUUCUCAAAUGGACGUUCAAACCAUUGACACGGAGGAAUUCUCUCACAUUCCGGGCAAGAGACGGAGAAAAUCCAAACUCUCUAAGAAUGUAGAAAUGGACAUCGCGUCGCUCUACAAGGCGAUUCCUCAGCUCGCACAGACCUUCCGCAUCAUUGACAAAAUAGGAGAAGGAACCUUCAGCUCCGUCUACCUUGGCGAGGCUCAGAUGCAGAAUGGGACGAAAGAAGUGUUUGCUCUGAAGCAUCUCAUCCCGACCAGCCAUCCAACUCGCAUCGCAGCUGAGCUUCAGUGUCUCACGAUCGCUGGAGGGAGGGAGAACGUGAUGGGUGCAGUUUACUGCUUCAGGAAGGAGGAUCAGAUUGUCAUUGUUAUGCCGUACAUGGAGCAUCAACCGAUCGUGGACAUUAUCAGCUCACUAAGCUACGAAGAUGUCCGCCAGUACGUUUAUCACCUGCUGAAGGCUUUGAGUCACAUCCAUCAGUUCGGCAUUAUUCACCGGGACAUCAAGCCCAACAACUUCCUUUACAACAGGAAAACAAAAACGUACGCCCUGGUGGACUUCGGCCUGGCUCAGGGAACACCAGACACCCAGAUCGAGUUGCUGAAGGUGGUGAGACAGAGAUCAGCACCAAAAGGCCGGGGGCACACUGGUGACACAAGAAGCAAAGGCCCGUCCAAACUGACCUCUACGACCUCACAGCGUCCACGUCAAUCCGCUGCACGUCCAUCCUCCGCCACAUCCUCCUCCUCUUCCUCUACCACCCACUCACCCUCCUCUCGGAAAUCUCUGUUGGAAAAAUCACGUUGUAUCACGGCAGUAGGCCACGCCUCCUCUCGCACAAAGGACCUGGAAAGGAUACGAAGAGUUCAGCGACCUGUGUUCGGAGAGAAAAGCCUCAACAGCUGCGCCCAGGCUGCCCACAGCAGAAAAUCAGAUAUUAGGCCCGAGCUGUUGAAGCGGAAAACCGAGUCGCUGACUCAUCGACGGUACGCCGCUACCAGUCGAGUCUCCCACCCGUCGAAACCUCAGAGCAGCAGUGAGAAGCCCCAGAGAAGUGUCCCCAGCACACUCACCUGCAACUGCUUCAUGAUCGAUCGAAUCUGCAACAUCUGCAUGUCCAGGAGACAGCAGGUGGCUCCGAGAGCAGGGACGCCUGGAUUCAGGGCACCAGAAGUCCUGACCAAGUGUCCGGAGCAAGGGACUGCCAUCGACAUGUGGUCAGCUGGUGUGAUCAUGCUGUCCCUGCUCAGCGGGCGGUACCCCUUCUUCAAGGCCAAUGAUGAUCUGGUUGCUCUGACUCAGAUCAUGACAAUCAGAGGUUCCAAUGAGACCAUCCAGGCGGCAAAGACUUUCGGUAAGGCAUUGCAGUGCAGUCGUGAACUUCCUCGGCAGGAUCUCAGGGUCUUGUGCGAGACCUUGAGGGGUCUUAGAAGACCACCGUACGAGGACGACGACGAGGACCAUAUCACAUCACCGAAGGAUCGGAGCAGAGACUCCAUUCCCUCCCGUGACCACAUCAAAGGCGAGACCUCCACCCACAGCCCAGCUGACAGACUGCAGUCCUCACACCACUCGGAGAGGACUAACACCUCAAGCUCCCAGUACAUGAAGGAAGAAAAUCAGGGUUGGACUCAAGUUCCAGAUGAGGCGUACGACCUACUAGAUAAGCUGCUGGACCUGAACCCAUGUACCCGGAUCACAGCAGCUCAGGCACUAGAGCACCCCCUCUUUAAAGACUUGAAUCCCUCAACUUGAACUUUUAUUUGGUGCAUUUCACUAGUUUUUAACAUUCUUCCCCUCAUGGUUUUAAUAAAAGAGAUUUUAUAUUUUA